AUGGCCUCUAUAACUGCAUUUAACGAUUUCUGUAUUGUAUGUGAUCAAUUGAUCCCAUCAAUUAAUAGUGAUGGUGUCGUUAUACGUGGUAAAAAACUGAAGCAGGAACAAUCGCAUUUAGUACAGAAUAAUGGUAAUAAAUAUGUGAAUAACCUAUAUUGUUCAGAAAAUUGUAGAUUACGUGAUAUAAAUAAUAUGAAACAGGCCAAUAAUGAUAAUCAAUACCAUAAUGCUAGCAUCUGCAGUACCAUUAGUAAUACACACAGUAAUAUAAACCUUGAUUAUGAAAAGCCUUCCUUUGAAAUACCAUCUUUAAUAUUUCCAUCGUUAUCCUUGGUUAAAAAUAUAGACAAUAAUGCAAAUAUUUUCAAUAGCGAAGAUGAAAAGGUAUUAGAUGAAUAUUAUCGUAAACAUGCCCAUGUUUCAGACGGUAAAAAUGAAAAUAACGACAAAAUCCGUUAUUGUUAUUGUUGUUGUUCUUCUUCUUCCCCCUCUCCUUCGUCUUCUUCCUCAUCAGUAUCAUCUUCAUGUUCUUCGUCUUCUGAUAGUUCUGACAAUGGUCAUCAUAAUAGUUUUAGCCCGCCAAUGAACAUGAAUUCACCAGUAUAUUUAUCUUUACUACCUGAAAAUAGUAGCAAUGUGAACAAUACUGCGAAGAACCAUAAUGGCUCUUUAGAGUUUUAUUUCCCAAGAAAUUACUCACAGUCACUUUAUGAUGACGACAUGCAUCCGCAUUACAAUCAUUAUGAAGAUGUUGUUCUUCAUAAGCUAAACACUGCUUGCAAUGAUAAGCCUGAUGAUAUUAAAUAUAAUAGCAAUAAGCCUACAAACUUUUUGGCCUCUGAUCAUAUUGCUGAAGAUAACUAUAGAUUAUGGUUAGAUUCCACAUUGAAGUGA
This is a messenger RNA of Saccharomycodes ludwigii, 897 nucleotides long. RefSeq names its product Ecl1p (gene ECL1). The transcript has a single exon. The record is from RefSeq and is a predicted model, not a curated record. The coding region runs from base 1 to 897 and encodes 298 amino acids. NCBI's taxonomy places the organism in Eukaryota, Fungi, Ascomycota, Saccharomycetes, Saccharomycodales, Saccharomycodaceae.